Messenger RNA from Pneumocystis carinii B80, 498 nucleotides. RefSeq names its product DNA-binding protein creA. The transcript has 3 exons. NCBI's taxonomy places the organism in Eukaryota, Fungi, Ascomycota, Pneumocystomycetes, Pneumocystales, Pneumocystaceae. Bases 1 to 498 code for a protein of 165 amino acids. The record is from RefSeq and is a predicted model, not a curated record. Gene Ontology annotation, molecular function: RNA polymerase II cis-regulatory region sequence-specific DNA binding. Gene Ontology annotation, cellular component: cytoplasm; nucleus.
AUGCAUCUAAGACAGCUCACACGUCAUAUUCGAGCAUAUAUAGGCGAGAAGCUGCAUGCAUGUACGUUUCCUGGUUGUGUUAAAAGAUCCAGUAGAUCUGAUGAAUUGACUCGUCAUUCAAGGAUCCAUAAUAAUAUACGUAUAAAACGAGGCCAUGUUCAAUUUUUGUAUAAUAAUUCUGGAGUAUUUGGGAUACAGAGUCCAGUCGUUUCUACUGCAGGGGCUUUUUGGCCAUAUACAUUACAGGGAUUACCUGUUGCUAAUGUGUCAUCUUUGGUACGUGUAUCUUCACAUUCUUCUGAAUGUAUGCAUGGGCCUAAUAGUUCCCGAAAAGUCUCUGCAUUGCAUCCACAGAUUUUGCUUAUGCCUCUUGAUGAUAUGCAGAUUUCUUUCCGUAGUUCAAAGCAAGAUUUUUCAACUCAUACUUGUUUGCAGCAUAAUCUAAAUGAGAUGCAUAUUAGAUCAUUGCUUUCUUUGCUUAUAAGUAAUGGGUUUUGA